AUGUCACCAGUGCAGGGCAUGGUCAAAUAUUUUACGGCUGUAUCUAAUCGUGAUAUUGUUGCAUUAAUGGAAUGUUUUGCAUCCAAUGCUGUCGUUCUCACAGGCACAAUCACAUUAACGACUAAAUCUGAUAUUGAAUCGUAUUAUCAAAACGGAACAUUAUCAUCAAGUAAUCCUUAUUUCUUUCCCAUACCACAUUAUUUAUUCGUAUCAAAUUCCACGAUUGCAGUAGAAAUUGAACUGCAUUUAAAUCCCACUCACACAAGACUCGUUGGUGAUUGGUUUACAUUCGAUUCUGCUGGCAAGAUCAGGCGCCUAACCAUCUAUGAUGGUCCACAUUGGUAUCCGUUAGCUGAUUCAGCUAAGCCAUUAGUAUUAAGUGAAAUAGAAAAUACAUUAGUACAUGAUACAUGUUUAGAAUUACGGCAACAAUCACCAAUGGCACUUAUUUCACAUCGUACAUUACAACGUUAUGUCAGUGCACUACAAACACGUAAUCUAGAACAGCUGAUGUUGAUUUUUGAUUUAAAUGCACAAAUAAUUACUUCAACUAACGUAUAUACUACUCAAGAUGAAAUAAAACAAUUUUAUGUUAAUGGUAUACUGCAUAUUUCAAAUACACAUUUCUCUCUUCGACUAUCAGAAUUGUUCAUCUAUGAUGAUCAAAUUGCUGUUGAAAUCCGAUUUAAAAUAUUCCCAACACAAAAGAAAUAUGUUGCAGAUUUUUUUACAUUUAAUCGUGAUGGUUAUAUUAUUCGCUUAAAUGAAUACGAUGGACAAACAGUUGAUUCUACACAAUCAUUCACCACACAAAAAGAGCACAGUUAG
Didymodactylos carnosus is the source of this 828-nucleotide messenger RNA. NCBI's taxonomy places the organism in Eukaryota, Metazoa, Rotifera, Eurotatoria, Philodinida, Philodinidae. The record is from the annotation of a GenBank genome assembly.